AGUUUUUUGCUGACUUUUGGUAAUAUUUUUCUUUCACAUUUCACAUUCGAAUCAUUCCAUAUUUCGAAUUUUUUCCUGGCUGCAAUGGCUUUGGCAAGUGGCAAGAUUUUUCUUCUCCCAGUUGUAUAUUCAUCAAUAUCAUACAAUUUUGAAUAUUGAGAAUACAAUUAUGUGUAGUAGUUGUUAUCCCUAAAUAAAAUUAUAUUCUUGUUGAACCUACGACUAUACCUACACAUUUCUUCAAAUUUCAAGAAGUACCUUCAUAAUCAUGCCCUAGACAGUUGAAACUGCGAAUUUAGGAACUAUUCUCAAUAAAUUAUCAUAAUUCUUAGGUGGUGGUGAUGAUAUAAUUCAAUAGUGUUAUGGUAAUGUGAACAUGUCUGUAUUUUUCCAAGGGUUUGUGAAUUUCACCAGGGAUUAUAUAGUGAACUACAUAGAUAUUGACUAUUCACUAUGGAUGACAUGGUUUUUGGCCCCAUUGCUGAUAAGUUUCCUUCUUCCUGUGGUCAUAGCACUUUUUCUAUACUUCAGUGCCUUUGUCUUGUACAUUUACAAACUACACUGGACCAAUAUCAGGAAAACUCUGCAAACUGGAGACAUGUGGGAUACUGUAAGAAAAUUUGUAUGUGCCCUUUGGGAUGCUCAUGGUUGGAUAUGGCAUGGUUAUGAGGUGAGGGGCUUGGAAAAUGUCCCAGAUACUGGUUCAGCAUUAAUUAUUUAUUAUCAUGGAGCAAUUCCCAUAGAUCUCUAUUACUUCUUGGCAAAGUCUAUUUGUGUGAAGAACAGGCUAAUACAUACUGUGGCUGAUCACUUCUUAUUCAAGGUACCAGGGUUCAGUAUCAUAGCAGAAUGCAUGAAUGUUAUACCAGGGACAAUUCAAACAUGUUCAAAUAUACUGAAAGAGGGAAAUGUAUUGGCUAUUUCUCCUGGAGGUGUCUAUGAAGCACAGUUUGGACACACUUAUAAUCUUUUAUGGAAAAGAAGGUUGGGUUUUGCCAAAGUAGCUUUAGAAGCUAAAGUGCCAAUCAUCCCAAUGUUCACUCAAAAUUUGAGAGAGGCAUUCAGAACAGUUAGUAUAGGAAAGCGAUUUUUCCUUAAAAUGUAUGCCAUGUUCAAAAUGCCUCUAGCACCUGUAUAUGGAGGUUUCCCUGUUAAAAUGGUGACACAUUUGGGAAAGCCCAUUCCCUAUGAUGGGAAUCUGACUCCAGAACAGCUACAGGCCAAGGUGGCAGCAGCAAUUGAAGAUCUCAUCCAGAAAAAUCAGCGAUUGCCUGGCAAUAUUUUAUUUGCUCUUUUUGAGCGAAUACCUUUUUUUAGAAAAAAAACGGCAUGAGUAGUCUGCUGAUUUUGUAAAUGAUUUAAUUAUUAGUGAAAUUCAACCAGUACUUAUUAUAUGUUACCUUGAUGAUGUAUUCAAAUAAUAAGCUUUAUACCUAGUCAAUGGCUUAAUGUUGACAUUCCUAAAGAAAAGAUUUGUGGUGGUGGAAAUAUUUCUAUGUUUUUCAAAUUAGGACAUAACAUCAGAAAUUAUUUAUUUUUAAUUUUUUAAGUCACAGUAUACUUAUUGAAUUUGGAUACUUUAGUAUUAUUUUUAAAAUAUUUCUCACAUUAGUCAGAAUGAUGAUGUAAAUACAUAUAUAUUG
Molecule: messenger RNA, 1643 nt
Organism: Phaedon cochleariae (mustard beetle)
Lineage: Eukaryota; Metazoa; Arthropoda; Insecta; Coleoptera; Chrysomelidae
Source: the annotation of a GenBank genome assembly